AUGUCAUCCAUGAUCACACCCCGGACCUGGCAUCCAUGUCGUGCCGACCCUUCUUUUUCGCUCAUCCCGCUGCUGGCCGAACAGAGGACAAGGAGAAUGCCAAGCCGUCGGCGCAGUAUAGCAGGAAAAGAUGGACUCCGAAUGAAAAGACGAGGAAGGAGAGACGUCUUUGGGGUGGUGCUGGAGAGCGGAGUGCUGAGCGGCAAGCAGGUCGACUGCCGCUUAGGUACCCAGUGUAGUGGCAGCGAGGCCUUGCGCGAGUCACUUCAUUCGUGCCUCUCAAAAUGCCCUCCUCUCAUAGUCGAUUACUGA
Messenger RNA from Verticillium alfalfae VaMs.102, 312 nucleotides. RefSeq lists its product with no specific name. The record is from RefSeq and is a predicted model, not a curated record. The coding region runs from base 1 to 312 and encodes 103 amino acids. The transcript has a single exon. NCBI's taxonomy places the organism in Eukaryota, Fungi, Ascomycota, Sordariomycetes, Glomerellales, Plectosphaerellaceae.